CUUCCCCUAGCAAACAUAGUCUCUAUAUAAAUGUUAUUUUAAAUGUAUAUAAUGAGUAAUCGAUCAAAAAGGGACACAAGAAGAAAAGAUUAUAAAUCUUUACACACGUCUGGAAAGACAGAAGAAGGGGCCUUCGAAGGGAUUGAGACGAACCAAACAAAGAGUUCAGAGAUAAUGGCGGGAUCGGAAGUCAACCAAUAUGGCGUCCUCCAGUUGCCAGAUGACGAAGAAGUAGACGAACAGCAACUUCUGGUGAUGAAGGAAGAAUUAGAAAUGCUGAAGCAGGAGGAAGAAAAGUUGACCAGGAGAAGGGCCUUCCAGGAGACGAAAAAGGAACUAGACAGACAAAGGGCAAAAGUGGAAUCACUGAAGGACAGAGAAUUACGUGUUCUGAGGGAUGACCUCAAGGCAUCCAAUAGAAGGGCUUAUGCUGAGGGAUCCAGGAAAAAUUUGAGGAUCCAGUGGGAAUCUUUUCUUUUGUUUUGCUGCCAUUUCGGCUAGAAAAUCAAAUUUGGUACCUACAACGACUGAAGAUUUACUUCAUAAAAGGUUCUUAUUAAGAGAGGAUGUUUCUAUUGAUAAGAAUAAAUUGUUGGUUUCUAUGAAAUGGACAAAAACUAUUCAGUUUGGACAACGUGUAUUGGUUACACCAUUGGUUGUUGUCAUGAACUCUCCGCUAUGUCCUGUGGCAGCUUUUAAGAAUAUGGUUAGUAAGAUUCCCGCUGGACCUGGAUCGCCUCUAUUUAUAUUGAAGUCAGGAAGACCAGUCACAUAUAGUCUUUAUCUCAAAAAGCUUCGAGAAGUACUUGCUAAAUGUGAUGUCGAUCCUAGAGCAUACUCGACUCAUUCUUUUAGGAGAGGCUUUGCCUCUUUUGCUUUCAAAUUAAAUAUAUCAGCUGAUAAAAUUCAGCUUUUAGGUGACUGGUCAUUUGACGCGUAUAAAAGAUAUUUGCAUAUGUCUUUAGAAGACAAGAUUGACAUUGCUAGCCUUAUUUCUGAAAAAUUGUGAAUUAUGUUUAAACAUCAUAUGUACAA
Dreissena polymorpha is the source of this 1035-nucleotide messenger RNA. RefSeq lists its product as uncharacterized. Lineage: Eukaryota; Metazoa; Mollusca; Bivalvia; Myida; Dreissenidae. The record is from RefSeq and is a predicted model, not a curated record. The transcript is spliced from 3 exons. Bases 43 to 501 code for a protein of 152 amino acids.